AUGGACGAACCGGGUUGUGCUUGGCCUUUCUGGAAGUUUGGGAUGAAGAGAGGCGAUCUCUCCACCAAACUGCACGACCAAUACAACACUAUUCCCUCCAGCAUCCAGGACCCCGACGCCUUUCACCAUGAUGUCUGCGAGAUUUCCCACGUCGCCGAUACCGCCGACGACUUUCACCGUCUGAUGGCCGGCCGUAAGGAACAGCGCCUCAAGGAACUCAACGCGUCGCUUGAUCUCGCUGCUGUCGAGAUCAUCGCCAACCCCAAACUCGUCGGCACGGCGCAGUGGUCGUACGCCCUGCAGCUCUUCCGAACACGCUCGCUCGACUCCCUGGUGCGACUGUUCUCAAGCUACCUCCCCGACGACUACUCUUGCACGCAAGGCUACUAUGCAUCCUCCACCGGUACUUCGUUCAGCGAUCGAUGCAGCUCCCGCACGGCGAGUACGAACCUGAGCAGUCUCGACGACGGUCCCUGUUUCUUUCACGAUGAUGAUGACGAUAAGCCUGUGAUGACGCAUGAACCCUUGCAUAUUUCAACUUCUAUUUCUUCGUCCGCCAUGACCACGGACCUGCCUCCCUCCCCCCGUUCCAUGACGAUGCAGUCCGACACCUCUGCGUCGUCCCCCAUCGACCGCGACCAUGACCACGACUACCACCUCCACAGCCUCACGCCCGCGCGAACAUUGUCCUUCUCUGGAUCUGAGUCCGGAAGACUUGAAGGGAGACGGCUUCAUUGUCCUCACGUCGAAGACGACGACGAGGAAGAAAAUACCUCGCAGUCUGAAGAGCCCGACUCCCUGACGACGUCGGUCUCGGAUCUAGAGGAGCAUCGUUUGACGCGUGAAUCUACCGUGGAGGAGGAACAAUCUAGCGAAUACGCCGAUAGCGCCAUCGAGGAAGACGGUUGCGAAGAUGAGUUCCCGACAACCCAGCUUCCUUUCGACCUCUACGACGACCUGAUGGAGUCUUCUGAAACACCAACACCCAAACUAGAAACAACAACAACGGCGGCGGCGUCUUACCUCGACAGCAAAUCUCCUUUCCGUUCGAUACCCCAAACUUUCCGCGCGUUCUCACCAAAGAUACCCCAUCUCCGUUGUCGUGACGCCAGCCCCACGAAGGGCAGCAGCAAUCGCAAUAUUAGCAGGAGGACACCCGAAGAAGCAGCGUGCCGUAUCCAGAAGCCACAGCUCGACGCCGCACGCGUGCGGGCCUCGGCGGCGAGGGAUCGUAGGAGAGAUAUGGACUAG
Molecule: messenger RNA, 1251 nt
Organism: Colletotrichum orchidophilum
Lineage: Eukaryota; Fungi; Ascomycota; Sordariomycetes; Glomerellales; Glomerellaceae
Exons: 1
Coding region: 1-1251 (416 amino acids)
Source: RefSeq, a predicted model, not a curated record